Zootermopsis nevadensis is the source of this 3588-nucleotide messenger RNA. NCBI's taxonomy places the organism in Eukaryota, Metazoa, Arthropoda, Insecta, Blattodea, Termopsidae. The record is from RefSeq and is a predicted model, not a curated record.
GUGUGUGUGUGUGUGUUUAAUGGAUAAUAUGAAAGUAUGCAUUCUGUGCUUGUAAAUAUGGUUGUCCAGAGCAGAAAUUGCACUCAAGCAGGUGAAACAUUAACUAUUUACUGCACAUGUAGAAUGUAGCAGUGUGAAAUGUACACUGCUGCACUAGUGUAAUGUGCUAUGCAGUGAUUUAAAUCCCAGGACUGUGUGAGAAAAUUUCCAAAGCAUACCUUCUUUGACACAUUUUGGGUAAAUAAGAACGUUGCUGCUGGACCCGUUUCCUUCGUAACAUUAGGGAACCUGAGGUCAUAGGAUGAAAUUUGUUCGUAUUUUAAAUUGUACAAAGUAAAGUUGAUGAAUUAGGCUAAGAGAUUACAGAUAUUUGAGAACAGUAAUCUGACAAAUAUGCAAGAAAAUUAUGCCAUAGUCCACUGCCUAUUUGGGUGUUUUGAACAAUAUUUACUUUAACAAAGAAAACUGGCCACAAAACUUCCACCAUUAGUAUGAUUGUCAUUUAGGAGACUGACCCAUUUGUUAGGAACACUACUUGCUUCUUUUUUGAAACAAUAUUAUCUUACCUUAUUACAUUUUUUUUUGUAAAUGACAGUUCUUAAAUGCCUGCAUGCCUGGUUAUAUUAAAUUUUGUUGACACAAAUAGGGAAUAUUUAAGCCCCCCUACUACAAAGCUGCUGGCAGAAAUUUGACUCCUGAUUUUAAAUUUUAGUGGUAUGGCAUUGCAGUGUAUGGCCAACUCAUCUGUACAUGCGCUGUGAUGUGCAGUUGAUUAAGGCUAACAUUUCAUAUUGCAGGGCUUUAUAUUUUGUUUUCCACCUCGGUACUCGUCUUUUCAGCACAAUAUCUUACCUCAAGACUUUUCAGACUUCGUGAUUUACUUUGUUCAGUAGAAAGUUCUAAGUGUGAUGAGUUUCCUGUAAGAUUGGACAAAGUGAUAUGCUGUUAUUAAAAUUGAAAUGAAUGCAGUCAUUUGUGUGAGGAGCAUGUAGCUGUAUCAGAACAGAAGGAUGAGGGCCCAAGUUAAUAAAUUCUGCCACAUGUGUUCACUGAUUCUGUAACCAAAUAUGUCCCUGCUACAGUCAUUUCUUGAAGUAGAGGAUUAUCUUAUAAUGUGAUCAUUGUGCCAGUAGUAAGAUGAGUCUGUAGUCACUUGACAGACUUAUUUUAAGUUCAGUGUACAACCUUCCUUAAUGUCACACAAUUUGUAAAAUGCAGCAUUUUGUCUAAUUUAAAUGUUUCAAACAAAGAUCAUAAAGAUCCUAUUUUGAAUAUCAGUCUGCAAGCCUUGUUUUUUUAUCUUUUAUUUCUUCCUUCUUUCUGAACAAGCAUCCUUUGCGUCUUCCUGUGAUCACCUUUUUAUUUUAUUAACUUUUUCCCAUCACAUCAUUUCCAGAAUAACAUGGUUCUCAAUUUUUUUUACCACCUCUUUACAUAAUCCUAACCACAUGGUUUCUAAAACUUCUCAUCACCUGUUUUCCUUGUCAUGUGGUCAUUAAGAACUCUUUUCAUUACCUCAAUUACAUGGUCACUCUUCGUUGGCUUGCGGCCCAGUCCCGCUGCUUGCCUAGUUACACUAAUCACUUUUUGCUCAACAUGUAGUGCCAGACAUGUGAAGGCUUUCAUAAUUCCCACGUGUGUGUGUGUGUGCAUGCACGCACACAUGCAUAUUCACCCUGAAGUCCAGCCUUUGAGAACUGGACAGGAAUGUUGAACUUUUAUAUGGAAGGAAGAUUGUCUGCAAAAGAAAUUAGUACUCAUUGUUAUGGAAAUUCUGAUGGUGUCAUUAUUAAUUCCAAACCUGAGGAACCUUCAAAAACUGAUGAAAAACUGGAUACACAAAAAAGUAGGCAUGGCACUGAAGCUGUCCAGAAACGUCAAAGAAAGAUACACAGAAUAUAUAAAAAACAUGACUGUGAUUCCUGUAGUAAGAAAUUUGACAGUAAAUCUGAACUGACAUCUCAUAUGAAAUGCCAUGAAACAUUUAAGUGUGAUGUGUGUGGUAAAGAGUGUGUAUCGAAGGGGCAUCUCAAGAGUCACAUGAUUGCGCACACCGACAGCAGGCCCUUUCAGUGUGACGUGUGCAGUAGAAAGUAUAAACGUGCUUUUGAACUGAAGAAACACAAAGAAACACAUACUGGAGAAAUGGAACAUGUGUGUGAUAUUUGUGGGUAUGCAACUUUCCAGAAGUCAAAUCUUUUGGUUCACAAAAAAAGGCACCUGAAUGAAUACAAAUUUAAAUGUGAUGUAUGCAGUAAAGGUUAUUACACUAACACGGAGCUGCAGAGGCACAAGAUGAUUCACACAGGAGAACGGCCAUUCCAGUGUGAUAUUUGUGGCAAGGCAUAUCCUUACAAGAGUAACUUAGCAUUGCACAAGAAGAAGCAUGAACCAGACUAUAGGGAUAGACUGCACUAUCAAUGUGAGUUCUGUGGUAAAACUUUUCUGCACAAUAACUCACUUCGGAUCCACAGGAAGUAUCAUCUGGGCGAGAACCAGCUCAUCUGUGAUGUGUGUGGCAAGACACUUUCAGGUGGAGAGUCUCUUAAAGCACACAGUAGGAUUCAUACAGGGGAGAAACCCUUUGUUUGUGAUGUUUGUGGGAAAGGCUUUGGCAAACCUGAUUAUCUGAAGGUACACAAGCGCACACAUACAGGUGAACGUCCACAUGCAUGUGACCUCUGUGGCAAGUCAUUCACACAGCUGUCCACAUUGACUGUGCACAAACGCUACCACACAGGUCAGAGACCCUAUCCAUGCCAUUUGUGUAAUAAGGCAUUUGUGUCAAACACUUUAUUGAAAACUCAUCAGAAGUGCCAUGGCCUGUAAAAUGUUUGGACUGCAUUUGCGAAUGAAAAUGUGUUUUGAUUUUAUCCUACCUUUGUGAAAUUCAUAAUGUGAGGUUUACUGCUGGUUAUUACACAUUGACUGUAGCACACUGCAGUGGAAUUUUGUGCUCCUUAUUUGAAUGGAGACCCUGGUGUUGAAACAAAAGUGUUUUUGUAUAACCCCUUUAUUUAUAUGUGCGUUUAGUUGCCUAACUUUUUCAUGAUUAUGCAUUUACAUUUGCAUACCCGCAUAUUCUAGUACAGCGUGUUCAAUCUUGUUCCUGAAGCAAGAAGUCUCACUUAUCCACAGGCGCAUUGAGCAUCACUUUGUUUUCAAUAAUUUUGUGAUGUAGAAACUCAUUUUCGAAUUGAAUUUAAUCCACUUAAGUAUUUGUAACAGUGAAACAUUCAAAUUUUACUUUGUCCAUGUGCAUGCAUGCAUACAUAGGAAUUUUGCCAUGAAUCGAUAUUGAUAAUAUUGGAAUGGUUAACCUCUGUAAAAUUCAUGCUGAGGGUGAUUAAAGUGUCCCUGGUACCUGUAGACAUUAGACUGGUGGGUCAAAAGCUGCCCAGGAUAAGGUGGUAAGAAAAGAAUAUUGCAAUGUACCUGCCAAGAUAUGAACCAACUCUUAACUGGGUGACCUGAUUAUGUUGAAGCAGUCCUUCAUGAUGAAAUAUGAGUUACACAUGUCACAGAAUUUAAUGUUUGAAACAUAAUUUGUAUUAGUAUUUUUAAUAAACAGUUUCGGAAAUAAGUGAA